Molecule: messenger RNA, 7793 nt
Organism: Marmota monax (woodchuck)
Lineage: Eukaryota; Metazoa; Chordata; Mammalia; Rodentia; Sciuridae
Gene: Mroh2a
Product: maestro heat like repeat family member 2A
Exons: 42
Coding region: 1-5259 (1752 amino acids)
Cellular component (GO): cytoplasm
Source: RefSeq, a predicted model, not a curated record
AUGGAGGAGUCCAACGGCCUCACCUGGGCACCUGAGGCUGCCAGUGCUCAGUUUGAGGAAGAGAUGGCAGAAGCAGCCGCAGACGUGAAUGGAGACGUGUCAGAGGAAGCAGAGGACGCAGAGGGUCUUGCAUUAGAUGACAGUGGUAAGGAGGUCACUGCCAACCUCGCCUUCCUGUCCCUCUCGGCCACUCACUGCUCGCGGCCAUCCCACCUGGGUCUCAGCUCCUCUAUCUUCACAGUGGGCCUGGGCGUGGGCGUGAUGUCCUGGGGAAGCUGGAGCCGGGCAGGUAUCUACCAGCAAGUCACAAACCUCCUGGACAUCAUGGACAGUGAGUCAGCAAAGACAGACAUGGCUGGGGCAGGCCUCGACAUGCGGAAGACCCUGGCCUCAGUGAUCAUCACAGAGAAGGCCACCGCCGAGCCCUCUAUGGUGAUCUGCGCUCUUACCCGCUGCCUGAAGGUGCCAGAGAUCUCCACCCAGCGCAAGAUCAACAUUUACAACAUCCUCCAGGAGAUCAUCCAGCAGGAGGGGGAGCUGGAGGAGCCGUGUGUGCAGAGGCUGGUCUCCGUUGCCUCCAAGGAGAUGAGGGAGAUCUCCGAGGUGGAGGGCUACACAAAGGCAGAGGUGGCCAGUGACACGCUGGUGGCUCUGUCGCGGAACCACUUCAGCCUGGUCAUGUAUGAGCUGCAGCACCACCUCAAGCCCCUCCACCUCACGGACGAGUUUGUCGUCGUCACCUUGGCCAAGCUGGCCAAUGGCAACGUGUUUGAGUUCAUGCCAUACAUGGGCAUCACUCUGGCUACCAUAUUCACGAUGCUGAGGCUGGCCAACGAAGCCAAGAUGCGCCAGGUGAUAUGUAGCGCCAUGGAGACCUUCUGUGAGACGGUGCAGUUUUACCUGAGGCACCUGGAGGACAGCAUGUACCCCGUGAUGACCGAGGAGCAGUUUGCUCUGAAGCUGUUCCCCAUAUACCGCUACUUCGUGACCGUGUGGCUGAGGCACCACAACCCCGAGGUGAAGAUGGGGGUUGUCAAGUCCCUGAAGCCCAUGCUGAGCCUCCUCCUGCCCAACGAUGAUCUGCGGGAGCAGGUCUACGACUACAUCCCCCUGCUGCUGGCCGAGUACCAGGGCAAAGGCCACCUGCAACCAUUUGUCCAUCCAUUGCAGGUUUUGAGACAGAUUCUGGAAGUGUCGGUUGUCACCAACACCCCCAUCCCCCAAAUGCAGCUAAACCCCAUUUUCUCGGAGCUGCAUGUGCAGGUGUGCACCAAGGCCCCAGCCCAGCAUCAGUACAGCAGCCAGAACCUGAUGGAGAUUGUGCACUGCUUCAUAGCCCUCGCUCGCUCUUACCCCAAGGAGCUGAUGAAGUUCUUCUUCAGCCAGAUGGAGGUGGGUAAGGAGGCCAUCCGCGUGGGGACACUGACCCUGAUUCGGGCUGUGGUGAGCGCGGAAGACCCCAAAAUGAGUCUUAGGACCAUCUACUUGGCCAUUCGGGUGGUCAAGAACACCCUCUCUGAUGCACGGUCCAAGGUGAGGAUGGCUAUUCUCCGCAUCAUCGGCCAGUUGGCUCUGUCAGGCUACCAGGACCAGAUCAAAGGUUGGGGCCUGAAAUACGUGUCUGUGCAGCUGACCCUGUCCACCUACAAGCUGACAAAUCACUGGGACAACUUUUAUCAGAGGGACUUGGAGGAGAAGAUGGUCCACAAAGUCACCAUGGACACCGUGAAGAUCAUAACCUCUUCUGUCAGUGGCAUGACCAAUGAGUUCUGGGUACGGCUCCUGUGCUACAUCAUGGAGACAGACUACACGGAGGCCUUGACACCCAUCUGCAUCAGCCUCACGAACCUGGCCGAGCGCCAGCUCCACAGCAAGUACGCAGAAGCAAGCAUGAGUGGCAAGUGCAAACACGUGGACCUGCCUGCACCUCAGAAGCUGCUGGCCCGUCUCUUGGUGCUGAUGUCGUCACCCUACAAGGGGGAGGGCCGUGGGAUCGCUAUGCUGCAACUCCUGAGGACCCUGAGCCACAGCAUUGCGCCCACCAUGGCCAGUGUGUGGGAGCAGGAGAUCCCCCUGCUGAUCCGGUACCUGGAAGAACACACAGAGUUCACUUGGAAUCAGAAGGCCUGGGAAGACAAGCUCAUUCAGUUUCUGAGACUUUCCCUCAAGACAACGCAGGGGACCAGCUGGAGCCUGCGCCUGAGCAAGGAGCUGAACAACCAGAUCGGGAGCUUUGAUAGCCCCUCUUUGGAAAAGGGCUUUCUGUACCGGGCCUUGGGCUUCACCUUGGCCAUGGGGCUGGAGGCUGACAAGGUGGAGCUGCUGCUGCUGGAGCUGCUGUACAAGACCGACUACAGCAACGACUUUGACCAGGAGGGCGUGGUUCUAUGCUUUGGCCUGUGUGCCCGGGGCCAGGCGAGGACCGUGCUCAACGUGCUCCAAGACUUCGAGGACAGGAUCCAGGAGUCGGAGCAGUCCUGGCAGAUCAGUGCCUGGCGGAAAGACCACCCCUGGAGGCGGGAGACGGUGAAGAGUGCCCUCAUGGUGAUGUACGGCUGUGUGUCCUCUUACUGCCACCCCCAGAUGCUCCUCUCCCACGUGGACACCCCCAUCACGGCUAAGAUCAUUCACCACUACUCCAGCAGCUGCCAGGACAUCAGCCUCAAAAUGGCCUUCAUGAAGGGUGUUGUGCAGGUGACCAGGGCCAUCAGAAGCAUCAAGGACCAAGAGGACUUCCACUUUGCUCAGAAGCCAACGCUGACUCGCCUGGUGAUGGCGAUCCUCAAGGUGGAACCCACUGACCACCUGGCCUCUCCCGUGCGGACAAUGGCAAUGGACGCCCUCUCACACCUGAGCAAACUGCGGCCUUUCUACUCCAUAGAAGAAAGUAACGAGCUGAUGGAUAUCAGUUUACAUUCUGUCAUUUCUCUCCAACCCCCUGGAGAGGACAACGAGUCUAUUAAGACUCUGUAUGCCAACACGCUGAGGUCUCUGGAGCAGCUGAUGGAGAGCCUCAUGCAGAGGCAGCUGGACCCCCGGGGACUGCAGGAGAUGGUGCACCUCCUGGAGAAGUGGAUCUUGUCAGAGAAAGAAUGGGAACGGGAGAAGGCCACCAACCUCCACCUCCAUCUCAUGCAGAUCUACGUGCAAAGUGUCGGCGUCUGCAUUCCCCUGAAGCUGGGGCAGUUUGGCACACUGGUUGGACUCAUUGCCCCAUGCACCUGUGAUACCCACCAAAGAACACGCGUGGCCUCAACUAAUAUCCUGUCCAGCCUGCUAGAUCUUCACGCAAGCCAGACCUGCUCCUUAUGGGAUGCUGCCAAGGAGAAGGAGCUGGAGAAAUGCAAGGAGGACAUCCAGGAGGCAGACGCCGACAAGGUCUUCUGUGCCUCCUCCAGGAUUGCCAAGGUGGUCUGCAUGGAGUUUAACUGUGACGAGGUGGUCUCACUCAUCCAGAAACUCUGUGAGAACAUCGGGGCCCUGGACCUGCCGCACGACAAGGCUGCUGUCACCUGGAUAGGCACCUUCCUCCAGAUGCGGGCCAGGGAGCUGGAGGAUAAGGUGGCUGAGAUCCUGGGCGCCAUCCUGGUCCACCUGCCAGUGGUGGACCACCCGGAGGUGCGGCGCCUUCUCAUUGAAGACAUCCUCUUGCUGGCUCACUACCACCAGGAGACUGUGCUCACAUCACUCUUGAGGCAGCCCCUGCCCAUGGAGAGCCACCUGACGGAGGUGUGGCUGACUGUGGCACAGAAUGUGCCUUUUGCACGGACUAUGCUCCACAGCUUGAUGGGCCGCCUGCAGUCGCGGUUCACCCCCAGGGUAAACGCCACCUCCAAGGCUGACAUCUGGCGCCUGGCCGCAGUGGACCCCCUGAUGACCCUGUGCACCAUCCAUCUGCUCCUGGAGAAGCUGGACAGGGGGGACAAGCUCCGGGACCUGUUCCCUGACCUCAUCUACACCCUCCUGCUGCAGCUCAGCAGCAGCCUCAGGCCCAAGGCUGCCUCUCCUGUCCUGAAGACCUGGAGGCUGGUCCACACGGGGACCCUGCCCGAGGAGAUGAACCUAGAGAGGUGCUUGAGGGCAGGUGGGAUCACCAUCAAGUCCAUGCAGCUUUUGCUCAAGAGAAUCAACAACGAGCGCUUGCUGCACGCCCUGGAAGAGCAGUCUGUGUGGGCACUGCUGGAGGACAGCCUGACCUUCCUGGAGGGAGUGGGCCUGCUGGCCAGGCUGUGCACGCAGAACAUGGAGAGCUACAGGCUGAGGCUGUCGGAGCUGGUGCUCAGGGGCAUGGCCUCCGAAGUCCUGAGCUGCCGCGUCAGCAGCACGGCCGUCUGCGUGGAGGUGAGGCCCGUGUUCAUGAGCCACCCGAUCCUGUACCAGCAGAAGCUGCUGAGGCCGGCUGUGAUGAUGCUGGAGAAGGGUGCCGAGCAGGAGGAGGACGAGGCCCUGCGGGUGCUCUCCCUGCGCGCCCUGGGCAACAUGGCCCUUGGUGCCCCCAAGAAGGUGAAGCAGUAUCGGAAGCUCUUGCUGGAACAGUGCCUGGGCUCCCUGAGGGGUCCCGCCAGCAGCAGUGUGACUGUCGAGGGCAUGGAGACCCUGACCAAAAUCCUGGCUGAGCUCCGAGAAGGGGACAUGGGCUCCUCUUUCGAAGCCGUCUCUGAGCUGUGCAGAGUCUUUUUUGACAAUGAGAGCGAGCUGCUGCGGCUGAAGGCCUUCGUCCUCUUUGGGAAGCUGGCGAAGAUGGUGGGGAUCUCCAAGCAGCGUUUCUUCAAAGGGGAAGUGAAGAGGGCCUGGGUCCCCCUCCUGCUGCACUGCCAGGACCCCUGCUCCAGCACAGCCCACGCCUGCAGGGCCACCAUGUUUCGGUGCGUGCACUUCUGGGGCUGGAGGUCCCUGGAGAGCUCCUCGGGGCAAGGCCACACCAAAACCGACAAGGAGAUGACCGUUUUCCAGACAAGCAUGUGCUCCAUCCUGACUCAGAAAAAGCCUGCUGUUCUCUAUGGCUUCUUUCUGGAAACAAUGUCCUAUGUUAAAAAUGACUUGUUAAGGAUCAGAAUCGCUGCCUGCAAAUUGGCAGGGAUCAUAGUGAAGCAGUUGUCAGUUCACUAUCUGAAAAAGCUGGACUGGCAGGCCCUGCGGAAUUCUCUCCAAGAACUACAGCUGGAUUCGGAUCCCGGGGUCAGGAAGGCAGCGCUGGAGACGCUCAAGGUCUUGGACAGCUGUAGCCAGCACUGGCAACUGGCACUUGGCCUCCCCUGAGGGAAUGUGCUAAGGUUCCCACGGAACUGGAAGCUGCCUCCUUGGAGCAUGGAAUCCUCGCACAGCAAAGCAAACAGUUUAAAAUUUAGUUUUCAAGAUAAACCUUGUACUCAGUGUAUUUUCUUCUAUUGAAAUAAGCCCCCAUUGCCAUUUGGGGUGUGGACUCCAGACGGUGAGUUGUGGGGGUGCAACAGAAACUUCAACCCUAACGAGCCCUGUCUUUCUCACUUUCCCUGACACGGGUCAGACAGCCCCUCCACCCAAAAGGACCACACCGGGUGCUGCCCAGCGGCCAGGGAGGCUGGCUUGUCCAGCCUCUGCUCCCGGGGACCCCAGGCCUUUGGUGGGGUGUCCAGCUCGUGGUAGCACAGCACUGAGAGGAGGGCUGGGCCAGGGCGGAGUGCUGCAGCAGCCCUGGAGAGGACAUGAUCUUUAUCCCAGGCCCCCUCACUUGUCCUGUGGCCUGGGCUCGUCGAACGGGAGCCCAGUGAGGCCUGGAACGGAAUUUGGCCGGGGGUUGAAAAGGAGAAAUCAGCCCAGUGUCUGAGAAACACGGAGAGGGGAGAAGGGAGGAGAGUAAGGAGAGACUCUCCUGCGCUUGGGUGGUCAACAGAGUUGUCCCCAGAGCAGGCAAACAGGACUUCCACACCCACCCUUCAAGCCCCCGUUGAGCACUGCGGGGUGCACCACAGGUCAGCCGAGAGCCCAAAGGGCCAGCCCUUCCCUAUGGGCCUCUCUAGGACAGUGGUCUCCAGCUGUUCUGUAAGCAGAGCUGCUUUCCUUCCACCAAGUGAGGAAGCUGCUCACGAAUGGCAGAGAAGAAAAAGUAAAGGGCUGAGCUCUCGGACCAUGGUCAAGGGUAACUUCUGUACAAUAAAAUACAGGAAAAGGGGUGGGAGAAGUGACUUCCACGUCACAUCAAACUGGGCUGGUUCGUGUACUUGGAUCUAGAAUACUCCUGAAUCAAACCGAGGCAACACAGCAGUGUCCUGAGAGGGGUGGUGGAAAAGUCGGGACCCCAGGAAGACAAGCUCAACCCCAGGCCAUCAAGACAAAGCCAAGCCGACUGUGUGGUGCCAUAACUCACUGUCACCACUAACCUCAGAGGCUGUCAGUAUCUGUGGGCAGCAGUGACAUGGGGAAUGGGCCUCUCCUACCGCUGGACAGGUCACAAACUGGAAAGCCCCUUGGGAAGGCAAUCUGAGGAGACCAAGGCAUAGCCAUUCCUGAGUGUGCCUCUAGGUGUGUGCAGACAGGUUUGCAGUUGUGCACAAGGACCACAGGACCACAAGGCCGAGUCUUCCUGCAGGAGGCCGAUGGAGAGGCCAAUGCUCAGUCAGUUUUGUGUUACUAUCACGAAAUAACUGAGGCAGGCUAAAAAAAAAGUUUGACUCUGUUUUGGAGGUUCAAGGGCCGGGCACCAGCAUUAGCUGGGCUCUGGUGAGGAUCUCAUGGUGGAUAGAGUGUGUGGGAGGAAUGACAUCUUGAAAAGGGGAGGUCAGGUGGGAUCAGUCUCAGGGAAACCAGGGGCCCAUAAGAAAUUCCUUAAUCCUUGGAGGGCAGAACCCCAACUUGACCCAAGUACCUCCUGCUUGACCCCAUACCACUUCCAUUACCACCACCCUGGGGACAAUUCCAACCCCUGAUCCUUUGGGAGACACAUUUUAAGCCAUAGCACCCACGUCAGCUCUUGUCAAAUGGAAACUAUCACUUGGUGAAAAACGCUGCAGACGACACAAUAGUCAAUUAUGUGAGUGAAGGUUGAAAGCAGAGGCCACAUCUGCUUGUGGGUCCUGUGUUGGCUGAUGCUCUGAACUGGCUGACUCCCCCCCAAACCCCUUCUACUCCACCCUCCUCCCAGGGACAGAACGCUGACACCUGGCGGCCAGCCUGGCCCGGCCUGCAGAGCUCAGCAUGGCUGCUGUGCCUGAGGGGCCGAGGGCAAGUGAGGCCUGGGCGGUCCGGGUGAGGGCGAGUCUUCCUGAUGGAGGGGAGUGAGCUGUGUCCUCAGGAGCAGCAGACCUGAGGGAAAGGUCUGGGACUGUGGAGGCCAGCCUGCCCUGGCCGAGCCUGCACCAGCACUGCUGCCAGCCUGCUCUGAGGGAAAGGGGAGCCUCCCGUGAGGGGCCAGGUAUCAGCCACACGCAGUGCCGGCCACCUGCACUGGUUCAGUGCUGUGGACCAACCCGACCCUCCAACCCAGACGGUGAGGGUGUGUGGACAUGGGACUUGGGGAGGUAAUGAGGCUUGGGUGAGUCACGGGGUGGGGGGGGGCAGAAUGGUAAGUCCUCAUAAGAGACAGCAGAGACCUCUCUUCCUGCCCCCAACAAUGGGCCAGGGCGUCCUCACCAGAACCUGGAUGUGUUGGCACCCUGCCCUGGACUUCAUCUCCAGAUGGCAAAAUACACCCGUUGUCUAAGCUGCCCAGCCCAAGACGACAAGCGCAGUGUGCAUGCGGUCCCAGCUGAAGACAGGCGUGGAAAAGAGACACGGCAAUGUGAGGAUCAUCAGUGAGCGGGGACAGGAAGGAAAGG